UCAUACUUAUACCCUUCUGAAAAAAUAUAAAGUGUUCUAAAGUUGAACAAUCGAACUUUGUAUUUAUUAGAUUAUAAAGAUGAUUCAUAGCGAAAGUUGAGAGAGAUUUAACUAAAAUUAGACUUUUUGCUAUCUAUAAUUUCAUGUUUUCUUAAAAAAUAAUUCGUUUUUUUAAUGAGUUUCUUUAAAUAGUUUUUGUGAGCUUGUACAAUAUAAUACUGUUCUUUCCACGUAAAAUAAAAAAAUGUAAAAUUUAUAAAUAAUAAUCUUUUUCGUUCUAUUUUAACAAAUUAAUGAAAACUUUCAAUGUUUUCAAACAAUAAACAGAUAGAAUAAAAUAAUGAAAGAAACGACACUUAUUUUUUUUGUAUAUUAUUACAUAUCAAAAUUCACUAUUAUUUUGAUGAAUAUUUUUUUAUAACUUUUUAUAAAAUAUUUACUACUUAUGCUUGGUACUGAAUGGUAUUUGGUAUGAAUGGUACUGGCAUAGAACUUAUGGCUUAUAUCGUACUAACUUACAUAAGCCCUAUGAACUUACGAGUUCUAGUGGCCGACCAACACGAAAUUUGAGGGGCUGAACUUCAAAUAUAAAAUUUUAACUUUGGACAUUUAUUAGUUUACAAGAAUAAUAAUAAAAAGCUUCUGGAACUAUUCAUCCAAUUCUUUUUAUACAGAUGUUACUAAACAAUCGUUUUCGCAUCGUCGCUGACUAUUGAGUACCCGAUGAUAUCAGUGUCUAUAGGGUGUCCAGCAUUGAUAUAUUGGGUAUAUUUCGGUUUUACUUUAAUUUUAAAAUUUUUAAAGAUAUUUUAUAUAAUAAAAAAAGUAAUUUUUUAAUUAUUAUUAACUAACACGUGUUUUUGUACACUUUCUAAGAACAUAAUUUUCAUGAAAAAAUUUGUUAUAAUAUGUACUACAUAUUAGGAUAAUAAAAAAUAUAAGAUUAUUAACAUACAGAAUUCUGUUUUCUUAUUGUAUAUUUAUAUUAUAAAAACUAAAAAUGAAAACGUUUGUACAAAUAAAAAUAUCGUGUUUUAUUUUAUUGAUUUUAUACGAAUCAUAUAAUUUGUAGAUACUUCUAACAUGCAUGGAUAAAAAAAUUGGAAUGUUUUUAAAUUUGCUAAGAAUUUUUUAAAUUCCGGUGAAGAGCUAACAAUGCCUCUUUGUAUGACUUGUUUUGGUGAAGUAUUAUUAUUUCUUUUAUACUUAUUUGAAGUUUUUAAAUUACUUCUUAUAUGUUCUGAAUCUUGACGUACGAAAUAUUUCGUUAAUAAAUGAUUUUUUAGAUACUGAUUAUUGAAGUAUUGAUAAAGUUCAUAAUUGUUGAAAAACAACAAUGUAUAACUACUAAAAAUAAUUUCACUUUGAAUAAUAUUUAUAUUUGUAUCCAAUAUAUUUUUAUUUUUGUUUUUUACCACAGUCCAUUUAUCUUCUUCAUCAUCACAACUCAAUUCUGUUUUUAAAUAUUUUGUACUUAUCAUAAAAUUUGGCAUCAAUUUAGAUUCUAAUAUAGCAGAGACACCUUUAUUUGAAUUGCUUUUAUUAAAAAUAUUUUUGUUACGACUUCUUAUGAAAGUUGUGAAAUAAAAGAUAGCUGAGUAAAAGUUGCACAUCCUAUGAAAAUCCAUCCACAUUGAAAACAUAAUUAUCAUUUAUCAUUCAUCUUCUACGAUACGAACUUUUUACUUACACAUUAUUCCAUAUUUUUAUCGCCUUUUUAAGGGAAUUGCUAUAUGAACAUGCGAAAAGUAUUGCGAAAGAUAUAGAUACAAAAACAUAAACAUAUUGGAGUACAGUUUUUAACAUUAUUAUCAUGUUACAGUAUAUAUAAUUUGCUCUUGUAAUAUGUAACAUUUCUUCUAUAGCCUCCGUUUUUGUCGAAAUAUUAUACACAACUUCAAGAUCUGAAUUUUAUAAGUAAAAUAACGUAACUGCACGGAAGCUAUUAUGUUGAAUAAAUUUAUUAUACAGAACGUAAUAUUUACCUUGUUGUUUUGAAAUAACUGAAUGAUAUACAUUGCUUGUACAUAGAGCUAUCCAUAAUCCAAAUCCCCAAAGGAAUAAACUAUUCCACGAUAUAUAAUGCGAUCUUUUUUGCUUAAACAACUCUAAGUAACGACGAUACAUUGUACAAAUAAUGGCAUUUAAAAAUAUCUACCUUUUCUGUUAGUAAUUGUCCACUACCAUUAUUUUGCAUUUUGUAUGUUACUUUUUAAUUCCUUGUUUCUCGAAAGAAUAUCAUAAUAUUUGUUCAAAAGUAAAUUUUGUACACGUUCAUCAAUGAUAUAUAAAUCGAAAAAUUAUACAAAAUAAAAAAAUAAGACAAUCUAUAUACAAGACGAAUGCCCAAUAGUUUCAUGUGUAUCAUUUAUUACAUUACCUAUUUAAAUGUCAGUAAUUUAAAAUUUACAAAAAGAUAUAAAUUAAUAUUAUGAUAAAUAUUUCUAAAGUGUUAAUUAGAAUUUGGAAUGUACAAUAUUUCAACGCGACUUGAUGCCUUGAAUAGACAACUCUUAAUUAUUUCUAAAUUGCAAAAGAUGGAUGGAGAAUGUAGUGUGUAUCCCACAACAGCAUGUAAAAAAUGUAACGUAUACAAUAACAUUGCAAAAUAUUAUCACUGUGCCCACAAAAUUUUAUCUUCAAAAGACCAAUGCAGUAGGUUCGACUGCACUGAAGAAUGCAUAUCACAUGAUAGUAUUAAAAAGAGAAUACCAUGUAAUGUUAUAACAUGCAAAACACGCAAAAAAUUACGUUUUUAUAAGAAGGUUCCCUCAACUGAAGUUCAUACAGAUUUGAAGGAUGAAGUUAAUAUAAUGAAUGAUGCAAUUGGUAAAGAGUUGAAAGAACCAGAGAAACAAAGUAAAUCUGAUCAAGUAGACUUAACUUCACAAUUUUAUAAAAUGUGUACUCAAGACAAAAUAAUUGAUACAUACGAAGAGAAAAGCGAGCAAACCAUUCCAACAAAAGAUAAUUUUCGCACUGAAUUAAAUAUAAAUAGUUUGGACUCAAAUUAUGUGCAGAAUGAAGCAACAAAGCAGGAAACAUUUCAAAUAGAAAUAGAUGAAAGCAUUUCAAAUGAAUUAGGGAAAAUUGAUUCCAUUAUAGAAGAUAUUUGUGCAAAAGACAAGAAAAUUUUCGAAAGAAUUCAAAAGGAUCUGUUAACUGAAAAAAUACGCACUAAAGAACUUGAAAAAAGAUUGAAAUCUUUAACUUGCAGUCUAAAUUGUUUGAAAGAAGGUAGUGAACAAAGGGCAGCUUGUUUAAAAGAUGUAUUAGUAACAGCUGAAGAACAAAGAAAUGUUGCAAUGGAUUUAGUGAAACAAUCAAAAAAUCAAGCAGAUUUAGUCAAAACAGAUAGGGAUGAAUUAUUAAAUGAGAUUUCAAAAUUACAACAACAGGUAAUCGAAGUUGCACAUAAAAAUACAGAUCUGCUGCAAGAACGUGACAAUUUAAAGAGCAAAUUACAAUCUUUAUCAGAGGAUGAAUCUAAAAGGUGUGAGGAGGUUAAAAAAGAAGUGAAUAGAAUGAAACAUGCUGUAAAAGAAAAAGAAAAUGCUUUAAAUAGAGAGAGAGCAGAAUUUAUGGAUAUGAUUUUAGAACUUACGAACGUAAUUAAUAUACAAAAGAGACGAAUAUGUGAAGUAAGUGGUAUAUGUAAUAGUCAACUACAUAGCAUACAUGAAAGAAAUGAAGAAUUAUCUCAAAAGAAUAUCGAGAUAUCGGAGAUGAAAAAUAUGUUACAGUCAAGUAACUCUACUUUUAAAGAAAUGGAAGAGAAAAUAGAUCAUUUGCAAUAUUGUUUAUGUAAAGAAACAACGACUUGUAACCAGCUGAAACAAGAAUUAGAAACUUUCAAGGAAAAUCAUUUAUCUGAAUUGAGAAUAAAAGACAAAAUUAUAGAGGAACAAAAUAAAACAAUUUCAAAACAAAAGAAGUUAUUACAUGACAGUGAAGUGAUGGUCCAGCAAGUUGCUUCCGAAUUUAAUGAGCUUAAAGAUGAAUUAAACAAAGAAAAAACGAAAAAUGAAUCUUUGCAAAUAACAUUGAAUGAGAAUGAUACCAAAUUAAGCAAGAUAUAUUUAUCGCAAUGUGAAAAAUGUAGAACACUUAUAGUUGAAAUAGAUUAUUUAAAAAAAGAGAAACAAAAGGCAAUAGCACUUGCAAAAUUUGCUUAUCAAAAGUUGCAUCAAUCUGUGAAAGAGUAUAAAAAGAGACUCAUUUGUGAGAAACAGCAACACAGGUACAUGGCAUUGAUUAUUGAGGAAAGAGAACAUGAGAUAGGAUGUUUGAGGAAUCAAAUUUGUCAGAAUAACAUGAGAAUUAUUUAAAAAAGAAAUAGUUAUG
Messenger RNA from Bombus huntii, 4344 nucleotides. RefSeq names its product GRIP and coiled-coil domain-containing protein-like. The record is from RefSeq and is a predicted model, not a curated record. NCBI's taxonomy places the organism in Eukaryota, Metazoa, Arthropoda, Insecta, Hymenoptera, Apidae. The transcript is spliced from 8 exons. The coding region runs from base 2469 to 4328 and encodes 619 amino acids.